AUGUGGCGACCGGAGUCGCAGCCCGGCCCCGGCUCGCCGGACUGCCCUGACCUGCUGCAGCACGUCCCGGCGCUGCGCUCGCCGGUCACCCCGCUGUACCUCAGCUUCUUCGAGGAGGAGUGUCGCGCCAUCGUCACCCAGCUGCGCCGCGGGGCGGCCGCGGAGCCCUCCCCGGGCCCGGGGGAGCUCAGCGGGCUGCAGCCCAAGCCCCCCGGGCCCGCCACCUCCACGCCGCUGCCCUUACCGAGCCACGGGCGGCUCCCCGACUCGAGCGCGGGCGAUUGCAAGGCCGCUGCUGCCCCUGGCCCGGCCCCGGCCCCGGGGGAGCCCGGGUCCCUCCCGCAGCCCGCGGCCGGCGGUAGCCCCGGCGCCCGCCCCGCUCGCAAGCCCGCUGUGUCCCGGCGGGCGCGGCGCGGCCCCGAGCUGCCCUCCGGCGGCGGCCCCGGCACUCCUGCCCGCUCCCCGGCGCCCGCCCCGCUCGCACGCUCCGCGGCCCCGAGCUGCAGGCUCGCUCUGCCCCGCGCACGGGCCUCGCUGGGGCUGCAGCUCCCCGCGGCCGGCACGGGGCGCGGCGCCUGGGAAACGCGGCUCCUGCGGCCCCCAGGGACCAGGCUGAAGCUCACCUCGCCUGCCAGGUCCAGGCUUCCACGUGCCAGCGGGGCUUCGCAGCAGGCACAGCCUUCCAGCCUUCCCAGACUCGCCCCCCGGGCCAGAGCGGUGAAAAGUAAUUCUGCACCUGCCAGAUGCCUCGCGCGAAGCAGGGAAGCACCUGCUGCCAAGGUUGGGAGUUGUAAACAGCCCUCUUCAAAGCUUUCUACAGGAAUUCCUACUGUGGCUUCCUGCUCCUCACUGCGGCCUCCGGAAAAAGUGAUUUCGUUCAAGCGUUUUGGCCUCAAUAGAGAAUCAACUACAGAAGAGCUGGUGUGCAAUAGGACCCGAGAGCUGAAGGAAAAUGAUGAGAGCAAAGAAAGGCUGGUUGCAGCAAGCAUUGACUUGGGAGCAAGUAGAAAUGACCAGACAUGGGAGUAUGAGAAGUCCUCUUUGUCCAGUGAGCUGGCCCCUGGCCUGACUUCAGGGGGUGAAGAUGCAUUUCCUGCUGAGCAGUCUGCAGGUGAUCAGCUGUCCCAGGAACUGGAGCGUGUGAAGAAAGAGCUGGAGCGUGUGAAGAAAGUGCUGGAACGAGUGAAGGGCGAGCUUGCUGACAAGACUGCUCAGUGUGAAGCCUAUGAGCAGACAAUCAGAGCAGCAGGUAUGUUCCCUCACUGUGGUGAGCCCUCACUUCUGGGCAGGCUGCAGGGAUGCUCCAGUGGUCCCUUGAGGGCUGUGAGGUGGGAGGGAUACAGCUCAUGGCCUCUCCCAGGGGUCAGGGGCUGAGUGCCAGGAGCAUUACUGCUUUGAUGUUGCUUCCCAGGAAUCUGUCUGAAAGAUGCAGCAGUGUUGGACAGUGGUGACCUGGGGAGAGAUUGACAGCUGGGACACGGGGACAGACAACAGUGUCCAGCUGUGUGAGCCCCUGGGCCAGUGAUAUAUGUAGAGCUCUUAAUUAAUUUUUUAACUCCUUGUAUGUAAAAUAAAGGUGUCUUUUGCA
This is a messenger RNA of Melospiza melodia melodia, 1588 nucleotides long. Its product is annotated as nascent polypeptide-associated complex subunit alpha, muscle-specific form-like. Bases 1 to 1374 code for a protein of 457 amino acids. The record is from RefSeq and is a predicted model, not a curated record. NCBI's taxonomy places the organism in Eukaryota, Metazoa, Chordata, Aves, Passeriformes, Passerellidae. The transcript has 7 exons.